Heterocephalus glaber (naked mole-rat) is the source of this 6647-nucleotide messenger RNA. It is a transcript of the gene Sel1l, whose product is annotated as SEL1L adaptor subunit of SYVN1 ubiquitin ligase. Lineage: Eukaryota; Metazoa; Chordata; Mammalia; Rodentia; Bathyergidae. Gene Ontology annotation, biological process: ERAD pathway. Gene Ontology annotation, molecular function: protein binding. Gene Ontology annotation, cellular component: endoplasmic reticulum membrane. The record is from RefSeq and is a predicted model, not a curated record.
GGGAAGGGGCGGAGGGAGGAAACUGGAGCAGGAAGAGCGGCGGUAAGGCGGCGGAGGUGGCUGAGUUGGUGGUGGCAGAAUCAAAGGCGACGGACAACUCCCGCGGGUGGCGGAGGGCUGCGACAACAGGAUGCAGGUCCGGGUCGGGCUGACUCUGCUGCUCUGUGCGGUGCUACUGGGCUCGGCCUCGCCGUCCUCGGAUGAAGAAGGCAACCAGGAUGAAUCCUUAGAUUCUAAGACUUCUUUGCCAUCAGAUGAGUCAGUAAAGGACCACACUACCACAGGCAGAGUAGUUGCUGGUCAGAUAUUUGUUGAUUCAGAAGAAUCAGAAUUGGAAUCCCCCAUUCAAGAAGAGGAAAAUAGCCUCAAGAGCCAGGAAGGGAAAAGUGCCACAGAAGAAAUCAGCUUUCUAGAAUCUCCAAAUCCAGAAAAGGACUAUGAAGCACCAAAGAAAGUACGGAAACCAGCCUUGACUGCCAUUGAAGGCACAGCACACGGGGAACCCUGCCACUUCCCUUUUCUUUUCCUGGAUAUGGAAUAUGUUGCGUGUACAUCCGAUGGGCGGGAAGAUGGCAGACUGUGGUGUGCUACAACCUAUGACUACGGAACUGAUGAGAAGUGGGGCUUCUGUGAAACUGAGGAAGAGGCUGCUAGGAGACGGCAAAUGGAGGAAGCAGAAAUGCUGUAUCAGACUGGGAUGAAAAUCCUCAAUGGAAGCAACAAAAAAAGCCAAAAAAGAGAAGCAUAUCGGUAUCUUCAAAAGGCAGCAAGCAUGAACCAUACCAAGGCUCUGGAGAGAGUGUCCUAUGCCCUUUUGUUUGGGGAUUACAUGACACAGAAUAUCCAGGCAGCUAAAGAGAUGUUUGAGAAGCUGACUGAGGACGGCUCCCCCAAAGGGCAGACUGGUCUUGGCUUUCUGUAUGCCUCUGGACUUGGUGUUAAUUCGAGUCAGGCAAAGGCUCUUGUGUAUUAUACUUUUGGAGCUCUUGGAGGUAACCUAAUAGCCCACAUGGUUUUGGGCUACCGGUACUGGGCUGGCAUUGGAGUCCUCCAGAGCUGUGAAUCUGCACUGACCCAUUAUCGUCUUGUUGCCAAUCAUGUUGCUAGUGAUAUCUCGCUAACAGGUGGCUCAGUGGUGCAGAGAAUACGACUGCCUGAUGAAGUAGAAAACCCGGGAAUGAACAGCGGGAUGCUAGAAGAAGAUCUGAUUCAGUAUUACCAGUUCCUAGCUGAAAAGGGCGAUGUACAAGCGCAAGUUGGUCUUGGACAGCUGCAUCUACACGGAGGGCGAGGAGUAGAACAGAAUCACCAGAGAGCAUUUGACUACUUCAAUUUAGCAGCUAAUGCUGGCAAUUCACAUGCGAUGGCUUUCUUAGGAAAGAUGUAUUCAGAAGGAAGUGAUAUUGUACCUCAGAGUAAUGAGACAGCUCUACACUACUUUAAAAAAGCUGCUGACAUGGGCAACCCGGUUGGACAGAGUGGGCUUGGAAUGGCCUACCUCUACGGGAGAGGAGUUCAAGUUAAUUAUGAUCUGGCACUGAAGUAUUUCCAGAAAGCUGCUGAACAAGGCUGGGUAGAUGGACAACUACAGCUUGGUUCUAUGUACUAUAAUGGUAUUGGAGUCAAGAGAGAUUACAAACAGGCCUUGAAGUAUUUUAAUUUAGCUUCUCAAGGAGGCCAUAUCUUGGCUUUCUAUAACCUGGCACAGAUGCAUGCCAGCGGCACAGGUGUGAUGCGGUCCUGCCACACUGCAGUGGAGUUGUUUAAGAAUGUGUGUGAACGAGGCCGCUGGUCAGAGAGGCUGAUGACUGCCUAUAACAGCUAUAAAGACGGUGGCUACAAUGCUGCAGUGAUCCAGUACCUCCUGCUGGCAGAACAAGGGUACGAAGUGGCACAGAGCAAUGCAGCCUUCAUUCUUGAUCAGAAAGAAGCUACCAUUGUUGAUGAGAAUGAAACUUAUCCCAGAGCUUUACUACAUUGGAACAGGGCCGCCUCUCAAGGCUAUACUGUGGCUAGAAUUAAGCUUGGAGACUACCAUUUCUAUGGAUUUGGCACUGAUGUAGAUUACGAGACUGCAUUCAUUCAUUAUCGUCUUGCUUCUGAGCAACAGCACAGUGCACAAGCAAUGUUUAACCUCGGAUACAUGCAUGAGAAGGGCCUGGGCAUUAAACAGGAUAUUCAUCUUGCAAAACGCUUUUAUGACAUGGCAGCGGAAGCCAGCCCCGAUGCACAAGUCCCAGUCUUCCUAGCACUCUGCAAAUUGGGCGUUGUGUACUUCUUGCAGUACAUCAGAGAAACAAAUAUCCGAGAUAUGUUCACUCAGCUUGACAUGGACCAGCUUCUGGGGCCCGAGUGGGACCUUUACCUCAUGACCAUCAUCGCUCUUCUCUUGGGGACGGUCAUAGCCUACAGACAGAGGCAGCACCAGGACCUGCCUGUGCCCAGGCCUCCAGGGCCACGGCCAGCCCCGCCCCAGCAGGAGGGGCCACCCGAGCAGCAGCCACCCCAGUAAUGGCCACCAGGCCCGGCCCGGAACCUCUUUGCUUCGAAUUGCAUUUGACUUAAGACUCUGGAUUGGUGGCCACGUCCUGAAGAGGCACAAGGAAGUGUCGAAUUCUUAAAGCUGCUUAGAAUCUGAUGCCUUCAUUUUCAGGGAUAAGUAACUCUUACCUAAGCUAAGCUGAAUGUUUCAGUGCCAUAUGACAUAACAACUCUCAGUGGCUUUCCUUUCUUUUUUUUUGGUCUGAAAACAGGUGAGACACUCAAAGUAAUGUCUGCUGUACCAGCUGUCUUUCUCUUGGGUCCUUUUGCUCAUUCUCUCAGUGUGCUGAAGUUCUCACACCAAACAUCUUUAAGGUCUGUGCAUCAACACUAAGAACUGAUGUAAAAAGGAAAACCCAGUUAGUUGCAAGUUAACUGUAAACAUGUUUAAAAGUCUGAAAGUAAAAAACAAAGAUAUCUUCAGAGUGUUUUGGAACUGCUAUAACUGAGCAACUUUUACCAGUCCACUUGCAAGUAUUCAUAUGCAGCAUAUUUUUUUCCUUUUAAAAGAGAAAGUUGGGAAGUUUCUUAUUAUUGGCAAUUGUCACACUUCAUGCCAUACCUCUCUCCUUCAGAAUCUGAAAGGCUUUGUUGAAAGAGUUCUGUGGGAACUUCACUUCCUUGUAACGGAAUACGUGUAGGAUUCUGUGAACAGACUUUGUUAAUGUGAGUCUGCCUCACCUACUCAGUGUAAUUUGCUGGUUUAUUUUUAAUAUACAGAACCUUGAUCUAGAAGCCAGAGGCUGGACUAAGUGGGAGAAGUUAAAAGCAAUACUAAAAAAACUUCAGAUGAGGUAGCAGCACCAUAGACACGCUUUCCCAAAAGUUGAAGCAUUUGCUCCCAGGUUUUAUUUUACUUUGCAUUUCUUACUGCACAAAGAACCGAUCACCUUCCUGAACUCUUCAGAUGUGAAAUACCAUUUUUAGUAUAUGGCACACAGUAACUACCAUUAUGAUACUAGAAGUCAGAGCCCUGAAGACGAAUUAAACUCAGUGACGGAGAGCAAGGCCUGUUUGUAACUGUUCGGUGUGUUCAGGUAGCUUUUCCUGUCUGACAGUUGCAUGUUACAGGAGAAAGCCAGCCACUUGCUUCUUGAUCACACUCACGUGUGCCCGGUGUUGGUGGCAUCAGGAAGUUCAGGGCCGCUACACCAUAGAAUUGCCUGGUUAGACAGAAAACAACAGCCACAAAGAAAAUUGGCAGCUUUGCAAAGUCACUCAAAUGAAAGUACCGGAACGUAAGCUGAAUUUGGAUUCCUUUGUAUCAUCAAAUGGUGGGAGCUGAUCUGAGAUUCACCAGUGAACAAGCAAUCUGUGGAUGUUUUCUCUAACCCUCGUCUGCCAGAAAACUUGAAGAAUUGUCAUGCUAUGGAUUUUGAAGUCGGGUUGUUUUUAGAACUAGAUUUAAUUAAUCAACAGUGAACAUGAAGGCUUUAAAUGUGAACUUGUGUGCGUUUUUGUGUGUUUAUUAUGGGAAACCCGGCAAGCAAACUUUCCUCCCAGAUACUUGCUUCUGUUUGAAGAGGUGGCCACACAGAGGACCAUACAUAUAAAAGUGUAUCUGUGAGAGAGCGGAAAUCUGUCCUUAAAGGUGUGAUGUUGCCUUGGGCAGCCCUUGUAAAUACGAAGACUUGUUUGGUCUCCGACAUUUAGAGAUUGGACUGCAGGUGGCACAGUGUGUGGGCAUCUUCACAGAUGCCUUUGCUCCACCCCUUCAGAGCCAGUAUCCAGGAGAACAGCCACGCUUCAUUUAGAAAGCACUUUUAAUUGAUUCAGCUCAGUGACACACCUGCAGUCCUGGCCACUUGGAAGGAUGAGGCAAGAGGAUCACUUGAGCCCACAAGUUUCAGACCAGUUUGAGGCCACACACCAAGACCCUGCCUCAAGAAACCUGAAAAUGCUUCUAAGAGAUGGCUGCAGAGUUCCAUUUCCCCCCCGCCAGCCACAUCCUUUCUCCUCAAACAGCAUUUUCAGAUUGAUCUUUACUUCCCUCCACUGGUACUCGGAGAAAACACUUCUUAAAUCAGUGUGCACUACCUAAGGCUGGAUGGGCAGGUGUGGUCUUGUUCUUCAUGUACUAACAGGCUUCUUGUUCAUCUACCCCUGCCAUGUCCUUUUUCAUUAUCAUUAUUAUUAUUAUUAAUACUGCAAGUAUCCUUCCCUUGGCUUGUUUCUACCUCCUGUUUUUCCCUGGGCCUUUUGCUUCCAAAAAUUUAGAUAGUAUGUUUAACUCAGCCCUUACGGCUCAUUUUAAAUACUGUCUCAAAAUACUUGGUUCCCUUUAUCUUUUGGUUCGUGAGACAUGGUACCAAAGCAAAUAGGAAUUGGGUUUGGUUUUUGUCCUAAAAAUAAUGCAUAAUACUUACCUAAUCAAAUGGCAUCCAUUUGAAUAAAAUGACAGUAACUACAGCUAGUUAAUGUCAGUGACAUUAAACUAACUCCAGGAGUCAGGAGUUCUAGCAUUAGGGUUUAGAGUUGCCAGUAGAGGAUGGCGUCAUCUCUCAUGCAGCCCUUCCCUCCUGACGCUUCUGCAGCCUUCUCAGCCUUCAGAGGUGCGAGACGCUUCAGUUUCUGUCUCUGUGCUUUGCUCCCUUGCUCAGCCAGUAGUUUCAGAACCUUGAAGCCAUCUAUUUUGUUUCUAUCUUAUUUUACCAAGGUGGCAGUGGUAGGUUUUUUGGUUGUGUUUUUCUUUUUGUGCUUGAAGUUUUUGUUUCUAUUUUCAAGGUUAGGCUUGUCUUAUUUUUGGAGGUAAAUCACAGGUGGUUUUUAUCCACAGUUGACUAUUUGGCAUUUAAAUUAGAUUAUGAACUAUUAAAAUGUUGACAUUCUGGAGGACACAUUGCUCUUCUGCAUAUAAGGGUAAUUCCUGAGAGUGUUAGCACCAAACUGUUUGUCUCUGUGCCAUUGGAAAAGCUUAGAAACUUCUGCCAGCAAUCUGGUGAUGAUCUGAUGAUGGAUUAAAUUAAAAAGCCUCCAGGAAAUGCACACACACAUACACAGCUUUUUGUGCUUUAUUUUUCCUUCUCUUCUCUGCUCCUCAUGUCUGUUCUUUCUUUUUUUCUUUUGGUACCGGGGAUUGAACUCGGGUCCUUGCGCUUGUGACUCAUGUUUGUUCUUCAAACCAAUGUUCUGGAAGUAUGCAUGCAGGCUUCUAAAUGAAAACCACAAUUCUUCAUGUGUGUAGCAUGUGUACUAAUGUCUAUUUUGAGGCAGGGUCUCAAUAGGUUGCCCAGGCUGGGCUCAAACUUGCAAUCCUCCUGCCUCAGCCUCUCAGAGAGCUAGGAUUACAGGCGUGUGCCACCAUGCCUUGCACUAAUGUCUAACUAUAUCUGCAAAAACUUCCUUGACAGAGGUUUGGACUAACAUUUCACAUGUGCAUUUCAAAACAAGAUGCUUCUUUACCUGGCAAAAAGAACAGGGCUACAUUUGUUCCAGUAUUUGUUUUUAAAGUGAACCUAAUAUAUAUUACACAAUAUUGUGACUAGAAAUAUGCAAGAAAUAAUUAGAACAAAAGAAAACCACUUUUUAUGCACAUGUUCUCAUCAGUCAUCGCUCAAAUAGGAGUGAAAAUAUUAAAUGUCUGAGUGGUAUAUUGUCUGAGGCACUACCUGGCUUUUAAAUGUGUUGUCGUUGAAAAACUAUAUUUCUCCAGCUGAAAUUUGAAGAAAAUUUAAAAUGACCCCAAGUACAAUGAUUUGUAUCUAAAUUGACCUGUUACAGAAGUAGAGAUCCAAUUUUUGUACACAUGGGAAGGGCCCCUGUCUAUGCUCAGGGCACCCUUUCAUGUGUCGCAUUUUUACUGUUUCGAUUGACACUCCGGCUAACACUACUUCUCUUUCAUUGAGAAAAACAAAGUUGUUAUGAGCAAAGUAACCACUAUACAUAUGUAGGAGAGGAAGUUUCAAAGACCAUCAGCUGGCAUUGUGAAAGAACACCGUGGUAGAUUCUUUUUGUAAAUUGAUUUUGUAUUUAAUGAAAUGCAGUAUACAGACUGGCGAAGUGUAAUAUAAUUGUGUAAACAAACAAACCCUGUUAAUAGAGAGAUGUACAGAUUCGUUUUGUACCGUAUCUUGAACCUUGUGAAAUAAAGAUUCCGCCUCUGGGUA